Condylura cristata (star-nosed mole) is the source of this 4223-nucleotide messenger RNA. It is a transcript of the gene SLC25A51, whose product is annotated as solute carrier family 25, member 51. Bases 125 to 1021 code for a protein of 298 amino acids. The transcript is spliced from 2 exons. Lineage: Eukaryota; Metazoa; Chordata; Mammalia; Eulipotyphla; Talpidae. The record is from RefSeq and is a predicted model, not a curated record.
CGCGGGUGCAGGCUGGCGGGCUCGCGGGCUCGACCUGCGGGCGAGCGGUUGGCAGGCUUGGAGCCGGAGGACCGCGGCAAUGGGUUAAAAUAAUUCUUCACGAAGAAGAAAGAUCUUAAGCAACAUGAUGGAUUCAGAAGCGCAUGAGAAGAGGUCACCGUCACUCCUGACGUCUUCAAAUCAAGAGCUGUCACCUCAUAUCGCACAUGUUGGUGAAAUAAAGCAUUACUUCUGUGGCUGCUGUGCAGCUUUCAACAAUGUAGCAAUCACGUAUCCCAUGCAAAAGGUCCUCUUUCGGCAGCAGCUGUAUGGAAUCAAAACCAGGGAUGCAAUACUUCAGUUGAAGAGGGAUGGAUUUCGAAACUUGUAUCGUGGAAUCCUGCCCCCACUAAUGCAGAAGACAACUACACUGGCACUUAUGUUUGGUCUGUACGAGGAUUUAUCUUGCCUUCUCCGCAAGCAUGUCAAUACCCCAGAGUUUGCAAUCCGGAGCAUGGCGGCAGUACUUGCAGGGACAACAGAAGCUGUUUUCACUCCACUGGAGAGAGUUCAGACAUUGCUUCAGGACCACAAGCAUCAUGACAAAUUUACAAACACCUAUCAGGCUUUUAAGGCCCUGAAAUGCCAUGGAAUUAGAGAGUAUUAUCGAGGCUUGGUGCCUGUUCUUUUCCGAAAUGGAUUCAGCAACGUCUUUUUUUUUGGCCUUCGAGGUCCCAUUAAGGAGCACCUGCCUACUGCAACGACUCACAGUGCUCAUUUGGUCAAUGAUUUUAUCUGUGGAGGUCUGUUGGGUGCCAUGCUGGGAAUCUUGUUUUUUCCAAUUAAUGUUGUAAAAGCGCGUAUGCAGUCUCAGAUUGGUGGGGAAUUUCAGUCUUUCCCCAAGGUCUUCAGAAAAAUCUGGCUAGAACGGGACAAGAAACUGACAAAUCUUUUCAGAGGUGCCCAUCUGAAUUACCACCGAUCCCUCAUCUCUUGGGGCAUAAUCAAUGCGACUUAUGAGUUCUUGUUAAAGGUUAUAUGAAAGAAACCAUCAGUUAAGUGCCAUUUUUCAGCUGAGUAGAUCUUCUCGGAAGAAUGCAAUUGACCUCGUUCCUUAUUGGCCAAACACAUGUUGGUGUCAUAAAUUCAGGGCACAGUGAACUAUGGGCAAAGCUGUUUUCCUUAAGCACCAACAUUCAGAAUAAAAGGUUUCAAUAGGAAAAUUUAAGGGUUUUUGGUUUUGGGUUUUUUUUCCAAGUCGUCUGAGAACUUUAGGCUUAUAGCCUGGUUAAUGGCAGUCUAUCUGGUAACCUUUGACAAGGAAACUAAUAGCCAAGAUAGAAAACCCCCCUUUCACCUCCCCCCCCGCCCCAGUCUUUAAACCUUCUAUAUUGAAACAUAAAUGGCUAUGACCAGCUGUAGGAAAGACUCUUAGAGCCCUAUGAAUUCUUAGGCUUACUUCUGUAACUCCAUUUCUUGCUUUUUGGCUCUUAGGAGGAGUUGCAAAGGUCUUUGUUAAACAUAUAUAGUAGAAGAGAGGAGCAGAACACAGGAGAAAAACAGCUUGCCUAGGCAUAGUCAUCUCACAGUAAAUUGCUUGUAUUCAUUUUAAAACAAAACACCUGUUGUAAUUGCCAUUUUCCAGACUUUCUGUUUAGCUGUGGUGAACUCAAACAGCUAGUGAAAGUUUCCUCUUUACUCUCUAGGCUUGAAGGUUUUCUGUUUAGUUCCAAAUGUGACCUUAAAUCUUUCCAAAAUAGUAAUUUCACUUUCUUCAUUGCCAAAAAGAUGGUGAGAUCUAAAUUUUUGUUAUAGAUGUUUCAUUGUUACAUUCUGUAUUGCAUAUAGAUCAAAUUUUGUUUAGACUAACUUUAUCACCAACUUAGCAAAGAAAUUUUGGUUUUGGUUUUUUCCUCUGCAUAAUAGUUUGUCACAAUCAAGUAUCUUGUCUUGAUGCUCCUUUUAAAACAGAAACACUUCCACAAAGCCUUAUUUUGGAAGUCUGUUAAUAGAAUCCCAGAUUUUUGUGUCCUGGUUUAUAAAUGUGUUAAGGGGGCGUGGUGGACCCAAAGGCUUUUAUUCUAUGGUGUUAGCUGUCAGCUUUUUAACUUUACUCUUGGAAAUAGAGGUGUCUAUUUGAAUUUUGGGAACCCAUUUUUCUAUUAAAAUUAGAAGACAGAUCAUGUCCUCUCAGGACAUGCUAAGAGGAUAAGAUUUAAUUUUAAAUGGUAGAAAUUGGUUGUAGUAAUUAUCAUACUUACCCCUUAGCUGACAAACAAAAAUUUAUCAAAAGUAAAUCUGAUUUUAAAGUGAUUUUUCCAGAUAGAACAUGAUCAGACUAAUUGAGUAAUAAAAUGUGAAACAUCCUGAAAAGGUGGUUUAUCUUUACACACCCACGUGGGUGACUAUGAUAUUAUUAAGAUUGCUUUCCAGCAUCUGGUAUGGCAGAGUAGUAAGGGUUUCUAGUUCCAGUUCUUCAUCCUUUUGGGUAAUUGCAUAUAAACAUAUGCACAUACUGACCAAAAUAAAAUCAGCAUCUCAACUGGUGGUUUACUCAGUUUCUGAGCAGAUAGUCCAAAAAAAGAUGUUUACCUCUACAUGCAGGAUGGCUUCUUUCAAGUGUAAAGGAUCAGGAAGCAUUAAGCAUUUGCCAGGCAGUGAUGAAACUCAAUAGCUUUAUAACAGGCCUGCUUGACAGUGGAGUGUUGGAAACGACAGUUUACUUUAGAAACCAAGGUGCAGAUAGAUCUAAGGGUUAUAGAAAACAACACCAAAUAAUGCAAGUCAGGAUUUGAAGCAGGCUAAGUUUCAGAAAUGAAUGACUAAGGGGCUGUGGUGCCCAACUCCCUCAUUCACUUGCGUGUGGGGGUAUCCCUGAACACUCCGGGGCGUGUCUGGGUGCUCAGCACAGGGCACAAGGCAGGUGAGUUUGACUGGGUCACGCCCUGCGUUGGGAACGGCCCCUGGGUCUCUGCAGAGCUCCCUUUGUCUGUACACUCCACGGAGAUGUUAGGAGUCUAAUUUUAAAGCACUUUGUGAGAUGUGUGACAUGAGCAUUUGAAAGAGGUGCUUUGGUUUCUGCUGUCUCAAAUACGUGGCAUUUCAAAACAAUAAAUAUUUUAAAUGGUUUUAACUCCUAACAUUUUUGGGUUUCUUUGUCACUUUUUACAGCUUUUGAAGAAAGACCAAACUGCAGAUAUUACCAGGGACAGCUUUAUGUUGUCCUGUAGAGUUCUUAAAUUUUAUAGAAAAAUUCAGAAGAACUGUGUUAGCCAGUAGCUUUCUCUGGACUUUAAAAUAAGUUCAAAAUGUGUUACUAAGACAUUCUACUUACUGUUCUUACCUUCAGUGUGAAACCAGUAUGGUACAAAUUUUGAAAAGGCAAAUAUGAUGAAAUCAUUUAUUUGAAAAGCUUUAGUAGUAGCCUUUCUGGUGUAUAGGUGGCACAGACUGCUCGUGGACAUGGGAUAUUUUCAUUCUUGCCUCCUGUACUUCCUGUCUGAUGCCACCAAAAAUACAUUACGGACUCUCACACACUUAGGGGUGGUAUGAGCCCUCAGGACUGCACCCACAGAACAAACACAGCCUUUCCAUGCUGGCAAGUUUGAGGUUUUUAUUUGCCUCAUUCAUGGCUGGAGACAUUUGAAUGUCUCAACAUUCAUCUUACCUAUGGUUGGCUCUAUAAUCACCUGCUAUAUAUUGUGAACUGUGCAAUAAAACAGAAUUGUGUACAUAUAAUCAUUUUUGGAGACCUGAAAUUCUGAAUCCGACAAUGAAAACAAUGGGUGGUAAAUGGGACGUUUGAGAUGGUUCACUGUUGAAGGACUGCGGUGGAAGGGGCCUGCUGUGCUGUCAGAUUGAAGGCGAGACAGGAGACUGAGGGUAGGAACUCAGACUGGGUUUCUUCACAAUUUAAAUAUUUAUUUUCUCAUUGUGCAUAUAUAUGCAUAUCAAAGACUUGAAUAGGCUUUCUCUACACUUGAGGAGUUGUUGUUUUUAAUGCUGUCUUUUUUGCUUAAUAGUAAGUAUUUGCUCACCUAAAUAGUUCCCAAAAUACAUUGGGAGGAGGUGUCCUCUACUUGUUUGCUUUUUUUCAAGUCCCCUCGGCGGAAAGUGGGUAAGCACACGAAGCUAUUUCUGUUUGAUAACUGAGUUUUGUGAUUGAGUUGAAAUGAAAUGUUAUGUUUCAGAGUUAACGUGCUUUUGUUCUGGUAAUUCUGUGUGGAAUAAAGUUUUUUCAAGUC